Messenger RNA from Closterium sp. NIES-67, 1270 nucleotides. Lineage: Eukaryota; Viridiplantae; Streptophyta; Zygnematophyceae; Desmidiales; Closteriaceae. The record is from the annotation of a GenBank genome assembly.
CUCUUUCCCAACAGACGACUCUCCGCUCCGACUCUCUUAGUUGCGAAGCACUUAGCAGCGAGGAUGCCAUCGGGAGACGAUGACACGUGGCACGACGACCGCCCGUCGCCAAUCAGCCCCGCGACAGCGCGCACUCCUCGCGCGGGUUACCACGCCCUCGUGCGAUACUCUUCGUUCUCUUCGCCAUCCUCGUCGCAGGCUGCCUCACCGCCGUGCAAAUCGUCACAUGGGCGUUUAGCCCGGGACGAGGGGUGGAGGCGGAGUUGAGCCACGUCAGCAGCAUGCACAGCCCCGGUGCCGUGGCUACUGCCGUAGCUGCCGCUGCUGAGGCUCGGAAACAUGCUGCUGCUGCCGCCGCCGCCGCUGUGCUGCUGCUGCUGCUGCUGCUGACUCUGUUGGUUCUGCUGCUAAUAAUGCUUCUAAUGGCUCUGCUACCGGUGCUGCUGCUGCUGGCACUGCUGCUGCUAGUGGUGAUGCUAGUGACACGAACGAGAGUGAUUAUGGUGACGGGCCAUCGAGUCAGCAGAUAAAAUUACCACUUUAGAUCGAGACAUUUACUAUUCCGACCUGCAAAUACUCCAUCUCAACUACGGUCUGCGCCAAAAAACCUCUCUCCUCCCUCAACUGCUUCGGCAAACCCUGCCCGGACUUCUCAGGCAGCUGCGGAAAACUUUUCCCCAACAUUUCAGCCUGCUGGAACGAGGGAUUAGUGGACGAGGGUAUGUUAAGCCGCCCACUCCGGUCAACUGCCCGAAAAUAGAUAAUGUGAAGGACCUCAGGCCGGAGGGAAGGGACACGAGCUGCAGCCAUUACACGGACUUUCACUGGCACGACCAGCGGCUUAUCAGGUGUUUCGCCUGAGUAACGUGUUUAUAAACGACGAUGGCAACGUGUUCAACUCAACCACUCUCUUCAACAAGGGCGACUGCAACGGACAUCUAAAUUUUCUUUCGGGGCUAGAAAGACCCGAGUGCACCACGUGCAGAGAGCCGUAUCCAUCGUCUACCGUCAGGCCGACGCCUUCUACCACCGGCUUCAUCGAGUGGCAGCCGACCUUCUAUAUCCUGCGAGCCCGUGCUCGCUGCUCACCCCGACAUCCCCUGCUAGCCGGCCCUCCCAGGUAAGCAAGUGCGCUGUGUCCGGCCUUCUACCACGGUUUCAUCGAGUGGCAGCCAGCCUUCUAUAUUCUGCAAGCCGUGCUCGCUGCUCACCCUGGCAUCCCGCUCUUCUAGCACGCCCGUCACAGGUGGGAUAAAAGUGUAGGCACAUA